Coregonus sp. 'balchen' is the source of this 5852-nucleotide messenger RNA. Lineage: Eukaryota; Metazoa; Chordata; Actinopteri; Salmoniformes; Salmonidae. The record is from the annotation of a GenBank genome assembly.
CUUGAGAACCGAGAAUAAUCUCUCAGUUCGUCUGUCUACAUUUUGACGGUAACAUAACUCGUUUCAUAUUUGAAUCUAGGAGAAACGCACACAAAAGAAAGGUAAUAUCCAAAGAUUUUAAUAAAUUGCUCAAAUAUCAAAUAUAUUUGCAAUGUUGUAGGCCUAGUAGGUCUGAACGUGCAUUAGGGUAUAUCAUAUGUUGCUCUUAUCCAGGUAAUGGGUUGGCCUAUAUUUUGCGAGCCACAACAUCAUUACUUGAAUUACCAGCAAUGCAAAUCAACACAGUUAACUUUUUUUUUAUUAAACAUGGAGUGAAUUACACAGACUAAUUGCUUUAUUCUUUGUUGAAAUCUUUGUGCACAGUAUGUAUGGAAGCUUACAUGCAAUUAUUCAGGCCUGCCUAACGUAGUCUUGUUAUUUACAUUUAAACUACAUUCAAAAGUUUGGGGUCACUUAGAAAUGUCCUUGUUUUCGAAAGAAAAUCAAUUUUUUUUGUCCAUUAAAAGAACAUAAAAUUGAUCAGAAAUACAGUGUAGACAUUGUUAAUGUUGUAAAUGGCUACUGUAGCUGGAAACGGCUGAUUUUUAAUGGAAUAUCUACAUAGGCGUACAGAGGCCCAAUAUCAGCAACCAUUAGUCCUGUGUUCCAAUGGCACGUUGUGUUUGCUAAUCCAAGUUUAUCAUUUUAAAAGGCUAAUUGAUCAUUAGAAAACCAUUUUGCAAUUAUGUUAGCACAGCUGAAAACUAUUGUGCUGAUUAAAGAAGCAAUACAACUGGCCUUCUUGAGACUAGUUGAGUAUCUGGAGCAUCAGCAAUUGUGGGUUCGAUUACAGGAUCAAAAUGGCUCUAACCAGAAUAGAAAGAAUAGAACAUUAACAAUGUAUACAAUGUAUUUCUGAUCAAUGUUAUGUUAUUUUAAUGGACAAAAAAAUGAUUUUCUUUCGAAAACAAGGACAUUUCUAAGUGACCCCAAACUUUUGAACGGUAGUGUAUGUGUCAGAAUAAUUGUUAAUAUUAUAUUGAAAUGACUGAAACCUGAGUGUUUCAAUACUGAAAAUAAUAUACGCCUUCUGAGCUGCUAUUAUAACUGUAUACUCAACUUUUUGUAUACUUCAAAAAUGUUGAAUUGAUUAGGUUGCGAUUAGUGAUUUUAAUUUCAACAUUUGGCAACACAUUGUUGACUGUGGAUGCCCUUGGGCUUCCCUAUUGUUACAGAUAAAGAACAAGGAUGGCGAAGGAGGGUGGAACGGUCAGAGUGUGUGGGUUACCUCAGGAUAUAAUUCAAAACAGACUGAUCGACAAGCUCUACAUUCAUUUCCUGCGGAAGAGGAAUGGAGGAGGGGACAUUUUAUCUGUCACAGUCUCCAAGACAACGCCUGGCUGUACCUUCAUUACCUUUGAGGACAGUGAAGGUUAGAGGUCGAUCGGUGGGCUUGGGAAAAAAUUAAGGAAGUAGAUAGUAUGAUAAGUAAAACAUAGAGAACCUUAAGAAGCAAAGUACUGAAGAUUACAUCAAUGAGCAAGAUGUUUUGUGUGAAUACUACACCUAUCUGAUUUAGGCCUAUCUGAUUUAGCAGAUUGAUGGGUGUGACAUGCAAUUAUCUUGAUAAGGCACAUCCUAUAGAGCACAUCCUAUAAUGCAUAUUCAGGUAGCCUACAGUGUGUCCUUGAGGAGUUAAUGCGAACGUAAUAUUUUUUGUCUUUUUUCAAUUCUACAUGACACGCAGUUGCUCGGAGAGUGGUUGAACAUCAGAAGCACAUAUUAUCAGUGAAUGACAAGCAAUAUGAGCUAAGUGUGAGUUUGCACAGCAAAGAAAUGGACCCAGAUGAGGUAAGGCAAGCAUGUAAAUCAUCUAAACAGCCCAUCUCCUCUCUCGUUUUAGUCUAAUCCUAGUCUCACUCUUCUUAAUUCAAUCUUUCAGCUCUUUGUGGACACAGCUGUGACAGUGGACUACAGCAAAUUGUCUGGGGGGAAAACAUCAAUAUCUAACAUCCUCAAAAACUUCUGCGACAUAAAAUGCACCUUUCACGUUCAGGCUGACCUCUGCACUUUCAAAGGUCGCUACUCAGAAGUCAAAAUCCUGACCAAGUGUCUGCUGGGACUUUUCGAAUCACAGACCUCAGAAGAUGUCCAUUCCCUUAAAGAUGAGGCCACCAAGGGUGACAAAAGAUACAACUCUACUCAAGGACAGACAGAAAGACAGCAGGACACUGAGACCUCAGGACAGGCCAAUGGACUGGAUCUAGGGGAAGGUUCCAGUAGAGCCACUGAGAGGAAUCAUGCCCUUCUUCAAGAAUGUCACACCAAUGAUAGAAAGGGGGCGGAGGCAUUGUACACAUCAUACACCAAUCAUAGAGAGGAGGCGGGGGCAUUGCACACAUCUUACACCAAUGACAUAGAGGAUGCAGCUGCAUUAGAGAAGGGAGCCUCAAUGGAGGACUUCUCAAUGGUCAUAGACUCAGACAUCUUCCGAUACCUCCGAAAGCACUGCUCGGCUGAGCACCAGAACAUACUCAACAGGCAUGGUGUAGAGGUACUGGAUGUCACCACCAGGGAUAUCACCACCCUCUAUCUGCAGCUUAAGGCUGGGGCCACUGGACGAGGGGUGGAGCGUCUAAGGCUUGCGCAUGGGGAGCUGGGCUGGCUGUACCAAGACAAAGAGGCCCAACUUCGCAAGGAGCAGUUGGCCAAGGAAAGCUUCCCCAGGUUGGGGCUCCAGCAGGCUUGUAAAGCCUUAACACAGAGGUUCACAAAGCUGCUGAUCAACGAAGACAAGUCCAAUGUCUAUCUGGUGGGCAGUGGAAGUGACGUGUCGGAGGCCAAGCAGUUCCUAUUGGAAAUGCAAGGGACAGCAAAGGAGCAGGGUCAAGAGUUAUUUCACACCUCAGGAGAUGCGUCUCUAUCCUUUCUGCCUGACACCAAGCUUAGAAAAGGAAGGGCUGUGGGGAGCAAAGAAUUCAAAAUGGCGGCCACAUUUGGGAGAACUAUGGGUUCUGAGAAACGUAAAGAUGAUGAGAUUUGGUCCAGUUUGAGUGACGUAAAGGCUCCUGAGGAUCAUCAGACAAAUAGUUUCUCGUCCACAAAACACAUUAGAAUUAAUGACCAGAAAUUAGGUAGUGGACCAAUUUCAGGGAUUACGAAUCAGAAGGUAGAAAUUUCAAGUUCCGGUCAUAGGGAUCUCCAGGAAGAUACCCUCUUCAAGAGGUAUGAACCAUCGUCCACUGCUUCCUUGUCAGGUAAACCCCUUCUGAACUUGGCACAGAACAAUGUAACCAGACCCACCAAAGCAGCAAACUUUAGUGAAUCCCAGGGCUACUCAUUGGACCAUAUGGAUCUGUCUGUGGAUAUGGCAGUUCCAACUGGCUCAGUCAAACAAUCUCUGAGACGGUCCAACAGUUUCUCAGGGCAGGUCAGGACCAAACAAGUCGGAAAGGACAGCAGCUCAGCUGUAGACCUGUUUGGAAAGACCAAAGGAGGCGAAACUACAAGUCUUAAAUUUGACAAUCGCCCAGAGACUAGGCAAGUCUUCAGUGUAGAGCUGGUGGUGGCCUUAACUCAAUGGUUAUACACAAAGGAUGUUUUCCACAGACUGCUAGAGGAAGUAACCUCCGAUCUGCAGAUGAAGGAGAAAAAAACAUUAAACGAGGUUGUCCUCCAUCUGAGAGGGAAAGAUCCAGCCAAAGUCAGGAUGUGUCAGCAGGUGCUGGAAGAGCUGAUGGCCAAGGUAGCCGAGGACUUCUCCACCCAUGAGCUGUUGCUAACACAGCUGGGUGUGUCAGACUCGAAGAAUGAGACAGUUGAGGUGUUAUGCACCACUGUGAGAGAGACAUGGGAGAAAGUGAAAAUCAUUCCAAUGACAAAGACAAAGAGCAUUUUAAUAUUUGGUCCAAAACUGGAUUGUAUGGAUGCGAUGUCAUUUCUAAAAGAGAUGUUUCACUUAGGGACAGAGAGGGAACAGACCAUGGAAGAGAGACCCAUUAAUCUUAAGAAACCAUCUUCUGAUUCUCCAUCCAACCCUGACAUAAACACUUCAGCAGAACAUCUGAGCUCUGCCAGUAGUGACAAACAAGACCAGGAGACCACCUCUGCAACCAACAUUGCUUCUUCAGGGAGCUUGGAGGGAGUGAGCCAAUCAGAUGUGAAGAAAGCGCCUGUUUUGAAGCUUCGGUUGGGAGCAGCUGGUCCGGUAGAUGAAAAGAGUUUCAGGACAAUCAGUGCCCCCUAUAAAGCAGAGGGGCCAGUAAGAGUUAGAGAAGGAAAUUAUGGAAAUGAUGGUACAACACCAUUACCAGAGCACAGUGGUCAGAGGUUGACAGGGCCAAAGCCUGAGGAAAGCCAGAUACCUAGCAGUAGGGGACUGCAGACCCAAAAGGACCAUAUCGAAGGAAAUGCCGGUUUGUCCUGUAAAUGUGGAACCGCAGGGGCAUCUGUAUCUUGGACGGCUUGUGGAAUAGCCAUGUGCCCAUCAUGCCUGGAGCAAGUUCAUACCCUCUGCGUGGAAUGUACCAAAUCUCAUGAAGUGGAUCCACAAAGCGCCACUGCCAAAGAUUACGGGGAAAGCCGGUCCAAUGAGAAACAAGAUGUGAAACACACCGAGGUGAAGGCCAGUCCAUCUUGUGUAUGUGGAACCACAGGGGAAUUUGUGUCUAUGACUACUUGUGGUGGGGCCUUGUGCCAAAAGCACAUCCAUCCAAACUGUCCCAAAUCUAAGGAGAGUGUCGUGGGCAUCCGAGGGACCAUGACCUGCAGUGAGAUGUCCAUCAGUCUGGUUGGGUACACCAAGGAUACAACACUGAAAAUAACCUACAACAUUCCUGAUGGCAUCCAAGGGGUAAGGUCUAACCUUUGAGAAUUGGGAAUUGUUUAAAGGGAUUGGAAAUGACAGUGAGUUUGGUUAGGCUUCACUUUUAUAUCACAUAUAUUUAUUACUGCACCAGUGUUUCAUAUUACAAUAGCUCUUGAUUUGAAGCCACCUGGUAUAUAGCCACAUGUGAUCAACACUGAGAUCAUCAAUCGACAGGCAUUAUGAAAUCCUUAUGACAGUCUUACAAAGUCUUUAUGUCUAGGGUCUGUCGAUGAGGUCUUACCUAUAGAUGUCUGUUGCCUCCUCAUGAUCUACAUACCACCCCUGUGCAGAAAGACCAUCCAAACCCUGGGGGGCCUUUCCAAGGGGGCAUAUUCCAUGCCUUCCUGCCUCUGAAUGAAACAACUCUCAGGCUUCUGCCAUCCCUGAAACGUGCCUUUCAUCGAGGCCAAACCUUCAAUGUGAGAGUAGGGGACACUUUGGAUUGGGUGACCUGGGGUAGCAUCCCACACAAGACUAGCAUCGAUGGAGGGAUUUCCAGGUGAGGUUUUUGUCCAAUGUACAGUCUGAAAACUAUGACAUCGAAAUAUUAAACCAAUUUUAACAGUGAUACUGUAGUGACAGUGCUAUAAUCCGAGAUUCUUACCCUGGUAAACCUAAAAGUUGAGUUGAAAUAGGUUUAGUAGAUUGUAGUCCUAAAUAAGUCUCCCCUCUUUCUCUAUAUCCUUACAGGAAUGGAUACCCAGACUCAAGAUAUCUCAAAUGCUUAGCUGAGGCACUGAAGUCUCAGGGUAUCGAGGAGGGCUGACAAACUGCAAAGGAUCAAGACAUGAGAAAAACUAAAACUUUCCGAACAGUGCUUUAAAAAUGUAAUAAUUAAAGUAGACACUAAAGUUAUACAAAAAAAAAGUACGGUUCACAAUACAUAUUAUUCAAUGAAAAAUAGUCACAAUCAGGAAAUGUUCAUGAUAAUACCCAUGUAAUAAAGUGAAGACCCAUAUGUUCAACACAUACUGUAUAUUGGUUGAAUCAAAUUAUUAAAAUACAG